Messenger RNA from Thrips palmi, 2091 nucleotides. RefSeq names its product exonuclease 3'-5' domain-containing protein 2 (gene Exd2). Gene Ontology annotation, cellular component: nucleus; cytoplasm. The record is from RefSeq and is a predicted model, not a curated record. Gene Ontology annotation, biological process: nucleobase-containing compound metabolic process. Gene Ontology annotation, molecular function: 3'-5' exonuclease activity; nucleic acid binding. The coding region runs from base 263 to 2008 and encodes 581 amino acids. Lineage: Eukaryota; Metazoa; Arthropoda; Insecta; Thysanoptera; Thripidae. The transcript has 8 exons.
GCUUUCGUAUAUGAAAAAUCUUGCAUCCAUGACCUAAUAGUAAUCCUAACCUAUAUCUGCAACAAUCUUUCUACAUUAGCUCUGUUUGCUUUUCCUGUUUAAUUCUCUGGUGUCAUCAAUCAGGGAACUUGAAGAAUUGUAGAAUGCCUCCUAAUUUUUCCUUUUACAUCAUUGUCUGAUCAAUGAAACCAAAUUCGAUUAUCUUUAUAAUAAAAUUGAAAUCUCGUGUCAUUUCCAAGGCUAGUUUUUCUUAACUUGGAAAAUGCUGGUUGGGCGCAACAAGACAGCACUAGCUGUUGUUGCCGGCAUAAGUACUGGCGUUGGCUUGGCCCUUCUAACCAGUCAAAGUCGAACAGCAUCAAGAUUUUUCCUUCGGUACAUUUGUGCCUCUAAACAGCCUUAUUGGAAUAUGACAGUAAAAGUAGCGAGUAAUGAAAGCCAAUGUAUUGCAUUAGUAAAUGAAUUGAAAAGUGAUGUCAAGUUUACAAAGGUUCUUGGGUUUGACUGUGAGUGGACUCAAGAUGGCUCAAAACGAAAUCGAGUAGCUUUAGUUCAGCUUGCCACACUUGAGGGACAAUGUGGUCUCUUUCAAAUUCACCUUUAUUCAUCUGUUCCAAAUGUUUUACAGGAAAUAUUAGCAGACAACACUAUCUUAAAAGUAGGUGUGGAUCCUCUUCAGGAUGCCAAACAUUUGAAUACUGACUACGGUAUUCAGGUAGCUGGCACAUUUGACAUUCGACACUUGGUUGAAGGCAAAGUUGGUGGGCUUGCUGCAGUAGUGAAGUCUGAGCUAGGAGUGCGCUUACCCAAAGAUUUUCACAUUCGUGUAUCUAAUUGGGAAGCAAAAGAUCUGACUCCACUUCAGGAAACAUAUGCUGCAAAUGAUGCAUUAAGUGCAGUUCUUGCUUUUAAAAAUCUUGUAGAUAAAAAGGUCAAGGUCCCAUUUUUCUCAUCCAAAGAGGAACAAUGGCAAAAGGUUUAUGACCAUUGCAUGCCCUUGAUGGACCUUAUCUUCAUAGAAAAAAGAAAACCUGCUCAAACCCAAUCACCAGCUGACAAUGGUUUAUCGAAUUCGAUGCAAAGGCCCAAAUCUGGUCAGCCCAAUUCUACAAUAAUCAAAGGCCGUGGAAAACAAAACUAUCGAGCAUUCAGUCCUCGAAAGACACCUUUUUACAAUAAUGUUUUCAUGCUUGCACCUGAUGGUGAAGUCCUUUGCACUUGUGACCAGAAAAAAGCGGACUGGUAUGUAUCUAAAGGCCUAGCAACCAUAGUGGAAAGAGAACCAUUAAAAAUACAGCUGAAAUUUGAGCCUUCAGGUCGAAUCAAUGGACCAUCAGGUGAAUACUAUGCUUUAGAAAAGAAAAAUCAGUGUGUAGCCUGUGGGGAAAAUAAUAGCUAUGUCCGUAAAAAAAUUGUUCCACAUGAAUAUCGUAGGUACUUCCCUGAUUGUAUGAAGAAUCACCAAUCCCAUGAUGUUCUACUGUUGUGCACGCCAUGUCAUGCAAGAAGCAAUAUUGCAGAUCUUAGCUUACGCUUAAAGCUUGCACAGAUCUGCAAUGCACCUUUUCAUGCUGAUGAAAAUCUUAAAGUGUUGGAGAAUGGCAAAAACAAAUCGUUACGCUCUGCAGCUAGAGCCCUUUUAAAUAAAUCAAAUGAGCUGCCUGAAAGACGCCAGAAAGAACUCAUUGAUUUAAUUCAAGAGAGUUGCAAGUCAAGUGUUACACCAGAUCUAUUAAAUGAACUGAAGGAUAUAGACAUCACCGUUGUAAACCAAGAUUACACUCCCCAUGGUCUUUUAGUUGUGGAACAUUUUUCCCGAAACGGUGUUGAAGGACUCAUGAAUUUAGAGAGAAUCUGGAGAGAGCAUUUUAUUUCUGUCAUGGAGCCCAAGUUUUUGCCUGAUUUGUGGUCUGUGGAUCACUAUCAUGAAAAAAACCGUGAGUUGUAUUUUGAUUCUAAGUUUCUUGAUAGGAUUAAUAACAUUCUCUCUGCUAAAAGGAAACAAUAGUUGCAAUGUGGUGAUGUAUAUUGGUGAAGAUAAGGAUGAGAGGGAUAAAUAAAUGAGACAUAUUUUGUAGAGAAUUUCAGAAA